Papaver somniferum (opium poppy) is the source of this 717-nucleotide messenger RNA. RefSeq lists its product as uncharacterized. The record is from RefSeq and is a predicted model, not a curated record. Bases 1 to 717 code for a protein of 238 amino acids. The transcript has a single exon. NCBI's taxonomy places the organism in Eukaryota, Viridiplantae, Streptophyta, Magnoliopsida, Ranunculales, Papaveraceae.
AUGAAGAAAUGUCUACUUGAUAAGGAAUAUGACGAGGUGAAAGAGAUUGUCAAGAACUCCGGGCUGUGGCCUGCGGUGAAGAGUGCAGUUAUUGAGUAUGACAAAGUUACCAUAUCUGUAUUCUAUGAGUGGUUUUAUGGAAUGACUGAUACAAUGUUAUUCCCAUCCGGUGAGAUGGCUCUAACUCCCGAUGGUGCUCAUCAAAUUAUAUUCCUCGAGGUUGAGGGAAAAUCCAUCAAAGAUGGCUACGAUGAGGACAUUUCUUGGGAGAAUCUCUUCAAAUUGACCAAGAUCUUGUUCGGUUUGGAUGAGAAGCAGUCGGAGUCAAUGUUUGUGAUGAAGGAUAUUUAUGGAAGCAAGAAGUUAAGUAUGAAGGAGUUGAGGGGCAUAUACUAUGGGACCCAGGAAAUCCAUGCUAGGAAAGGAAGUGUAGACUUGGUGCGAAUUAAUGCUACUGCGCCAUCUUGUUUUCUAUACGUCCUGGACAACUGUAUCUUCCCCGAUAGUUACGGAAGCUUGGUCGAUGGAAAGUAUCUUCAAAUAUUGCAUCCCUUUGAUCAGAUGCAUAACUAUUCUUGGGGUAAUGCAGUGGUUGGAUUCUUGAAUGCAGAGUUGACAAAGGCUUCAAGGGCACUCACUAAGCAAGUUAACGGAAAUCUAUGUCUCUUCCAGGUAAUUCUAUUAUCUAAAUCAUUUAUAUUUGAAAAAUGCUUAUAA